Messenger RNA from Ostertagia ostertagi, 387 nucleotides. The record is from the annotation of a GenBank genome assembly. Lineage: Eukaryota; Metazoa; Nematoda; Chromadorea; Rhabditida; Trichostrongylidae.
AUGCUCGUGACGAGCUCAAGAGAAAGAAUUGGCUCCAUCUCCAACGUCUUCCAUGAUCUUAUGUCGGGCCGAGGUGGAACCGCCAUUGGAUCCUCUAGUAAGGUCGACAUUUGUGUCUCCAGCAUCAAGAAGCAGAUGGUGACCCCCGUCAACGAUUGGGUCUCAGUUGUUGAUUCCGCCCUGUCCACAUGCAUAAAGAAGAAGCCAUCCGGCCAAAAUCUUGGAAUGGAGGCAAUGCUCAAUGUUGGCUGCCGAAAGGUGUUCGCUGACACAACCGGAGAGGCUGCGGGUCAACUCAAGACAGGAUUCGACUUCGUCAACAAUCUCAUCGACGCGAUGGUUGAGCGUAGUGGACGUUUCUGCGGUAAUCACUGCCUUAAAGCAUAA